AUGACGUUGCACAAAAUCUAUGACUACGAUUUUAAGUAUGAUAUUGCACUAGAAUCAGUUUUUAUGCAACCGCAUCAUAAUUUCAUACUUCCAUUUAUACAUAAAAGGUUUAAGUCUACUUCAAUUUCUACUGCAAAAAAAACGAUAUACAAGUACUGUAAAAAAACAGGUAGACCUAGAAAACUAUGUUCUAAGGAUGAAUUCUUGCUUGUUUUAAUGAAGCUGAGAUUAGGAAGGCUACAUCAUGAUUUGGCUGUAAGAUUUAGUAUUGGAGUAUCAUCUUGUUUUGAGAUUUUUCAAUCAUGGAUAAGAGCAAUGGCUAAAUCAUUAACAUGUGUUAUUUUUACUCCUGAUCAAGAAAUUAUGCGUGCUAUUACACCUGUAAGAUUUGGAAAAUAUUCGGACAUAAUAGGCGUGAUUGAUUGUUCAGAAAUAUUUAUUGAAACACCAAAAAAUUUAGAGCUGCAAGCAACUAUCUGGUCAGAGUACAAGCAUCAUAAUAUUAUGAAGUUUUUAAUAUCAGUAGGACCUAAUGAAUUUAUAACAUUAAUUUCUGAAGCAUACACUGGAAGAUGCUCAGACAAGUUUAUUACAAACAAUUCAGACUUUUUAAAAACUGUUCCUUCGCAUUCCAGAAUAAUGUCAGACAAAGAAUUUUCUAUUGUAAAUGAAUGUUCAAGUAGCAGUAUUUACUUUACAGUCCCUCCUGGCAGACAUGGCGUUUCGCAAAUGACACCUACUUAUUUAAUAAAGACAACUGAGGUGGCAAAACUGAGAAUAUUGGUAGAACAGGUUAUACGCAGGUUUAAAACGCACAGAAUUUUAUCUAGUGAAUUUCUAAUGACUAUGUUACUACAUUUAAAUGACAUUUUAAUUGUGUGUGCAGCACUAUCAAAUCUAAAGGUUCCUAUAAUGGUUGACUGA
Molecule: messenger RNA, 924 nt
Organism: Hydra vulgaris (swiftwater hydra)
Lineage: Eukaryota; Metazoa; Cnidaria; Hydrozoa; Anthoathecata; Hydridae
Source: RefSeq, a predicted model, not a curated record